Malaclemys terrapin pileata is the source of this 4324-nucleotide messenger RNA. RefSeq names its product transmembrane protein 59 like (gene TMEM59L). The transcript is spliced from 8 exons. The record is from RefSeq and is a predicted model, not a curated record. Lineage: Eukaryota; Metazoa; Chordata; Testudines; Emydidae. The coding region runs from base 96 to 1115 and encodes 339 amino acids.
ACGUCACGGGGAUACAGGCACCGCCGGGCACCGCGCGCUCCCUCUCCCCGGGCUGGUGGGCUGCAGCCCCGCACUGCGAGCGGCCGCGGGGAGCCAUGCAACGCGCCGGGAUGGCGGGGCGCGGCGCCCUGCCCCUGCCCCUGCCCCUGCCCCUGCUCUGCCUGGCGCUGGCCUCCGCCGCGGGCUCCGCGGCUCCCUUCUCCCCGCCGCUGGGGGACAUCGGCGCCUGCCAGCAGCGCUGCGGCCACCCCCCAGGCGCAGCCCGGGAUGCUGUGCUCAACGCCUGUUACCGAGGAUGCCGGCUGUUCUCCAUCUGUCACUUUGUGGAUGCGAGCGCCGAGCUGAACACAACCAGAGCCGAAUGUGAAUCAGCUUGUAUCGAAGCCUAUGGCAGCGCCGAGGAGCAGUUCGGCUGCACGACUGGAUGCAGGAAGCAGUUGCCCGAGACGCAGAGCCGGAAAGACAAGAGUCUGGAGCUGCAGCCCGUGUCCUUCUCCAUGUUUGACUUGGUCUCCAGCUUUUGCAACGACAUCGUCAGCUCUGCCCAGAGCUUCAUCUCCUCCACCUGGACCUUCUACCUGCAGGCAGACGAUGGCAAAGUGGUGGUGUUCCAGUCCCAGCCGGAGAUCGAGUACCCGGGGCCUGAGGCGCCAGCGCCCAAGUCGGAGCUGAUGGAGAAGUCCUGGCCUGUCUCCAGUCCUAACACCCUGAAGCCCCACACAGGCCCCCAGGAAAAGCUGGAGAAACCCCCCAUGAAAGAGCCAAAGAGCAAAGCCAAGCUCCAGCACCUGGAGACCCAACAACCAGAGCACGACUUCCUGGGCUGCAUGUCCAAGCGCUCAGGCCUUCCUCGCUGGAUCCUGGCAGCCUGCCUCUUCCUCUCCAUCAUGGUGAUGUUGUGGCUGAGCUGUGCCAGCCUAGUGACCGCCCCGGACCAGCACGUCAAGACCCAGCCGCUGAGCAUUAACGGCGAUAAGGAGUACCUGGAGGACCUGGAUGGCUCGGCCCCCUUUUCUCUGCACCCUGUGAUCGCUGUCACCAUCUGCCCAGCGGACGACAACGAGGAGGCGGGGCCGCUGCCAGUCAAGGUGGAUCUGGACAAAACCGUGAUCUAGAGCCCUUCCCCCACCCCCCCAGCCUGUCAUCUCCAUGCCUUAUUUCCUGUGAACAUUUUAAUGCAACCCCCCCCUUUGUUUUGAUCUGCCUUCCCGCUUUCUGCUGUUUUAAACCCCCGCACCGCACUGUGUCUGAAGAUAACCAUCCUGGGCCAUGAGGGAGCCAUCAGCUUCUGGCCCCACCUCCAUCUAUUGUCCUUGUGCGCGGGAGGGGGAAUUGUUUUCCUCCCCCUGUUCACAGUCUCAGCCCCAGCCGGGAGCGGUACUGAGGGGGUUUCUUGUCUUGUGUCGCCGGUGCUCCAGGUGGGAGCUUUAGUGAGAACAACACGGUCUGUGACCUUGGUUGGCUGGAGUCAGAUGACUGGUGGGAGCACUGGGGGGCAGGGAGAGAGUGCGCCCUGCCGUGGGGGCGGGGAGGGAGCGUGGGAGUUGGCGUGGCAGCGCCUGUCUGGAACAGGAGCUGCGUGUGGUGGGGGACCCCUUGGGGUUCACGGCAGAGCCCUCACCUGGCAAGCCUCAGGGUGCUGGUUUUGCAGGAAAUGGAUGGGGCUCCAUGGGGAGAGGAUGUGUCAGUGGGGCGGCUCCAGCUCUCGGUUCACUUUCCCUGGAUGCCGUGCGUUGGAUGUGCCGGGCGGGGGGGGGCCUGAGAGGAGAUUCUGGCCCCGGGCAGGCAGUGAAUAGAUUCAGUCUCAGUAAGUGCAGCAAGGCGCUUACGCUCGGGCAGACCCUGGAUGUGAUGUGUGUUGGGCAGACAACACUACAGAGGAUCGUUUCAGGGGGCAAGGCAAAGAUGCCACAUUUAUUAUGAUAACAAUUUGAUCUACAACCACUAGCUAAUACCUUUAUAUAUAUAUAUAUAUAUGUGUGUGUGUGUGUGUGUAUAUACACACACACACACACACACAUUACCAGUCCUGAACAUAGCGUGAGUCCGUGGCUUGAUUUCGCAGCUUGGGUUCGUAGCUGGUGGCGGUAACUGGCCAGGAAAGCCAGGCACAAGGAAGGGCUGGGUCUGCCCUCCCAUGUUUGCAGCAGAACGUUACCCUCCAAAGUUUUCCAUCUCACCCAUCCUUUUCGUAGGCUUUAGUUUGAAUCCAGAGUCUAUAGGUCUUGCUGUGUCACGCUGCCUAUGGGUUCAGUGUGAUUGAUCACCCGUCAAUUGCAGACGUGACUUUCAGCCUCGGACCUGGCUUUGAUGUUUCUUCUGUUGUACCUUUGUUCUUUUCUUUUUAGGGUGGACUCUGCUUACUUUGUUAGGGCUGUUGUCUGCAUCUUCAGCCGUUGGUGUUUGAACUCUAUUUAAUCAGGACAGGCUGGGGCUGGAGGUUGAUUCCAUCAUCCAUACGUCCCUCAUUCACACAUCUAAACUAAACUAAGAUUACAGCAGGGUUUGCAAAAAUGAAGGUUGCAGCAAGCCCUUACAAAAUGGAGUAAGCGUUUUAAAAUGGAGUUUGAAUUACAAUAUGGCAAACAGUGAACAGAAGUAGACAAGUGUAGUGAAUGGCAAACAGUGAACAGAAGUAGACAAAUGUAGUGAAUGGCAAACAGUGAACAGAAGUUCCAAUACUGAAACGGUGCAAGUCUCAGUGAUUUAAGCAGGAAUUGGAUUGACAGUGAAACUUACAAGGGCAACUGGCUGAACAGCUAUGGCUCUUAACAAGCAUCUUAAUUGUCAAUUAGCCAGUUAUUGGGGUAACCGGUUUUAUGAAUGAAUGUUGUUUCAUUCAUAAAACUUUAUGUAUGAAGUUACAUUAAUAAAGUGAACAAUUAAAAACAAUGUCAUUCAUCAGUUCUACACGCGCUGCCCCCAUGUGAAGGGUUUGCGCUACUCCAGCUCUGCUCUGUCAAUUCAGGUAAAUCCGGCAGGUAGACAAGGCCCCAGGCUGACACCUAAGAGGCAGGGAGUGUCAGUGUUUCCCUGUCCCCGGGCCCAGGCACUCUGUAGGGCCCAGGGCAGGUGUCAGGGAGCUACCAGGACUCUUCUCCUACCACGGACAGGGUUUCUGUCUGGUCCUUGCCAGACCAUGCUCGGUGCAAGGAGAGCUGCUGGCUGCAGCAACCGCGGCCCGGCCAGGAGCCUUGCUCUGAGCCAGAUGCCGAGGAAGUUCCCUCUGGGGCUGCUCUACUAACGGUGGAGAGGGAGGGACCCCGUGGGGAGCUGUUUGGAACCCCCUGCAGCCUGUUCCCAGUGGGGAUGCCGCUGCUGUGGAAGGGCUGGGUGGCAGGCCCUUAUGCCACAGCAUUGGAGCCAACUCAAGCCAUUUCCCAGCUUGGCACCUUGCCCCACCCCUGGCCCCCGAGCACCAACUCCCGUAGAGCAUCAGGGCAAUUCCUGAGGCACACCCCAGGGUGCCUGGACAAGGCCUCCCAAUUCACCCCUUUUGCUGUAACUGCUCUAGAUGGUGAUUGUGCUCCUGUGGCCAGGCGUAGGGCGGGGAGCCUGUCUCACGGACGUUCCCUAUCCCUCGACUUCACGUCUCAUUUCCUUACGGUUUUGUUGUGCUGGCAUGGGCCGCUGUCCCCGGGCACUCUGCAUGGGCACUCGCGCUGAGAACACCCUUCUGCAGCAGAGGGAAAGCCGCUCAUCUGUCCAUUCGCCUGACGCUGUCUGUAUAGAUUAACUUAUUACCUUGGACUCCCUGCCCUCGGGUUUGAAAGCUGUAUCGCUAUUGACCCUUUACUUUGACGCUGCCUCGGUUUCACUGGAUCCUGUAGGUUGUUAUUGCAAAGAGACUCUUUCAUCCUUCCCCCCUUCUGAGUUCUGUAUCGUUCGGUAUCACUUUAAUGUGUGCAACAUAUCUGUUUUUUGGAGAGGGGGGUGGGCAGUUUGGGGAGGGGGGCGGGGAUAUUUUGUGUACGUGCUGGGAUCCAUCCCACUAUUUUUCAUGAUAGCUUUUCGGCAGAUCAGCUCAGUGAGGUGAUGUUUGUGGUGUUGUCCUGGCAGGUGCGUUCGAGCCAGCUGGGCCUCUCUGCCUUUCGAGUCAGCCAUUAACGAUCCGGGAGCGGAAAGCCCCUCGCAGCUGCGGCUCCGAGGGAAGCUGGGUUGAAAUGGGGCGGGGGGACGGGAGAGUUGUCUGGGGAUCCCUGUGUGUCCGGAAUUGUUGGAGAGAGCUGGUUUGUUGUUUUUAUCUAAAAAAAGCUGUGACAGGAGCGCGGAGCGGGCGGGGUGAGGGGGGAGAAAUGGAAAUAAAGGUUUGUAAAAGAACCAG